Thalassophryne amazonica is the source of this 2609-nucleotide messenger RNA. It is a transcript of the gene csrnp2, whose product is annotated as cysteine-serine-rich nuclear protein 2. Gene Ontology annotation, biological process: regulation of transcription by RNA polymerase II. Gene Ontology annotation, cellular component: nucleus. Gene Ontology annotation, molecular function: DNA-binding transcription factor activity, RNA polymerase II-specific; sequence-specific DNA binding. Lineage: Eukaryota; Metazoa; Chordata; Actinopteri; Batrachoidiformes; Batrachoididae. The record is from RefSeq and is a predicted model, not a curated record.
UGCCGCGUUUGGGUCGGAGCGGACAGCCCGUCUUCGUCACCGUGCACGACGACGAGCAUGGAGCCCGGUAGCCUGCGGUGAUACUACUACACGGUAGAAGUGACAAACGCGUCGUUCGGCUCGGGGGCGGGUGGGGGAGCUGUCACUGGCACUGCGACCGCAGUGUGACCGAGCGGGUUUUGCGCAAAACAUUCAUGUGCAGCCCGCAUCGGAAGACUGAAUCGACCUGCGGCCAGCUGCUCGGAAUAAGGGUCUCUGUUUGCGCCCCAGACACGGCGUUUCCAUGGAGACAGUUUCAUCCCUCAGCCUCAAACGACGAUAUGAAGAGGUGGACAACAGCUCUCCAUUCUCGACGCAGAAGGAUUCUGAUGAUGACAUCUCCAGCAGUGACAGUGCUGACAGUUGUGACAGCCUCAACGGCCCGUCCAGCACUUCAUUUACCCCCACCUCCAUCCUCAGACAGCAGAAGCCAUCACUGGGAGGGAAGCGUGUACGUUUCGAUGUGGUAACAGUGUAUACUUUCCCUCGGCGGCAGGGCUUCACCAGCGUUCGCCAAGGUGGCAGCUCCCUGGGCAUGGCCCGUCACCACUCCUCCAUCAGACACUACACUCUGGGAGAGUUUGCCCGCGAGCAGGAAACCAGCCAUCGGCACACGUUACGUAUGCAUUUGAGGCAAGAGAAGCUCAAUGCACGUAAAAUGAAGCUGACACGUAAUGGGACUGUGGAGUGCGCUCAGGCUGACCUGCUGACUCUGGAGGAUGUGUCAGAUGAGGACCUCGAUGUAGAAGGGGUGGAGGUAGAUGACUGUUUUUUUCUUCAGCCGCUGCCCACCAAGCGUCGUCGCGCCCUCCUCCGAGCCUCUGGCAUCGCCCGCAUAGAUGCUCGGGAGAAAACCGAGCUUCGGGCCAUCCGUCUCUCACGUGAGGAAUGUGGCUGCGACUGCCGCUUGUUCUGCGACCCUCGUCACUGCGGCUGUAGCCAGGCUGGCAUUAAGUGCCAGGUGGAUCGAAUGUCAUUUCCAUGUGGCUGUUCCAGGGAUGGUUGUGGCAAUGUAGCAGGCCGCAUCGAGUUCAACCCACUACGUGUGCGAACUCACUACCUGCACACCAUCAUGAAACUGGACCUGGAGAAGAGGCGGACGCUGGUGCAAGGCCCUGGAAACCAGUUUUGUGAACCUGAUCCAACAUACUCCCCCUCUUCCACUUGUCCCACGUCCCCUGAUUUAUCCUCAGUAGCUGGACUUGACCCUGAGCUGGAGGAGAGUGAGGUGGAGACCAUCGUAGAGGUUCAGGACCUUCUGGCAGAACAAGACAUUCUAGAGCGAGAGAAUGAGACCGCUGUGUUACACUUGCAGAGUGCGGAGGAGCAGGAGAGGAGGGAGAGGGAAGAGGCUGAGGGGGAGUUGGUGCAGCAGGAGUUAGCCAGCAGGAGUCUCACAGGACAACCUCUGUGCCUCCUGCCAGAGCAGACUGAAGAGCGGGGAGUGGAGCAGGUCCUCCUGCAGGGGCCUUUCCCCACAGGGACCACAGUGCUCUGCAUCACUGACAACCAGGAGGAGAGCCCCUCUGACCUCCUCAAAGACUCCUCUUCUCUGCUCUACUACCAGCUCAGCCCUGUCGAGACCGGUGCCUUCGAGACCCUGCCCAAAACAGUGGAAGCUGAUCAGGAGGCAUAUGUUGUGAAGGAACAAGCUGUAGGAGGAGGCGAGGAUGCAGAAAGGAAACAAGGAGGAGAGGAUAAGCAUGAAGAUAUCACCUGCAGGGGGAGUUUAGUCCAAUCUCCACUUCUGUGUGAAGAAGAACAUGAGGAACAGAAGGAGGAGAGCAGCCAACACAACCUCCCUGAAGAAGAGCGCAAAGAGGAGCCAUGCACAGCUCCUCUGCCUCCUGACAUUUAGCACUACCUACUCUGCAGAUGUUUUGCACAAUGCCUUCAUCUAAGAUGAAUAAAUCACACAUUUCACAUUUCUUACUGUUAUAAUGGAGAAAGAUUAUUUUGUAGCAGUGACUCAUUGAGUUAUGAGGAGAACACGAUUGGCAUAUUCAAAUACAUGAGGGAGGGGGCGCUCCAAACACACGCACAAACCUCCCAUGAAAUAACAUGGAUGCAGCUGCAAGACAAUAUUGUACUCUGUUGUUUGUGAAGGAUUCAGGUUUUAAUGGGUGGGGGACUACGUCAUUUAUUGAUGAAAACUUACCGCAAGCGGAACUUCGUUGCCAGUGCAACGAACCGAAAACACUUAUUCACAAUGCUGACAUUGGCCUUUUGUUUGGUGAUGUGUAAAGCUAUCAACACUAAACUGAAAUUGUUGUGCGGUGCGCAUAAAGCCGGUGACAGUAGCUACUUACCAGCCCACUCUCCAUAACAGCAAACUGUGCUGUCGUUUUUCAAGCCAAAUCACGGCUGCUGGCAGAAACCCUUUGCUGAAAACUAAACUAAUAAUCCUGGAAAUACUUGUUUUUGUGUGUACUGUAUAUGUUUGUGCAGGUAGCUCCAAGGUUGCUGCUUCUUUUUUUUUUAACUGUGUGCACAUUGUGAACCAAGGCUAGUGAGUGCUGUGGUUGUUGUGAAGGCGUAGUACUGUGCAAAACAUUUUAGAUGCUCCAAAA